Messenger RNA from Plasmopara halstedii, 4932 nucleotides. Its product is annotated as dicer-like 1. Gene Ontology annotation, biological process: RNA processing. The coding region runs from base 1 to 4932 and encodes 1643 amino acids. The transcript has a single exon. Gene Ontology annotation, molecular function: ribonuclease III activity. NCBI's taxonomy places the organism in Eukaryota, Oomycota, Peronosporomycetes, Peronosporales, Peronosporaceae. The record is from RefSeq and is a predicted model, not a curated record.
AUGGACACUUCGCUAUGGGAGCAUCAACGAGAGAUCGUGGCAGUAGCGCGCCACCGCAGCGUGCUGGUGAGUAGCUCUCAGUCGGUGGGCAAGACAUUUGCAAGCUGCACAUUGCUUUGCGAGUCCGCAGCCUCUAGUCCACAGCUUCACGCUCUAGCAAUUGCCGCAUCGCCUUUAGGUCGCUUAACUUUACAGACGCAGCUAGCGAGAAUGUGUGGAUUCCGUGUGCUUUGUAGUGAUGCAGAGAAGUCAAGUUUGUGGAUAGAGGACGGUGCAUUCGCCCGGAAUCAAUUUCAAGCUGCUCGCGGCCAGAUCGCGGUCUUGUCACCCCUGGUGCUUCAAGAAGCGCUGCGCAAAGGCAUCUUGACGCUUGCAAGUGUAGAUUUUCUUGUUGUUGAAAAUUGGGAUCUUGUCCAUGCCGAGUUGCCAUCGUUUUUUAGGCUUCUGACGGACCUUAUAGAAGAGUUACCGACCGCCACGACGCUACGAAUCUUUGCGACGUCACGGCUGCCAGCGUCUAAGAUGGACUGGAACCCAGUGACAAAUCCAUUGCUUCGCCAUAUACACGUAUUAAAUGUGCUGCCAGUUUUGCCCUCUACGUCUGCUGAGCCAGCAUUUCCACCAUUACAUUGCGAAGUGUUCAAAUCUUUGAAAAAAGAUGAUGCAGUCUGUGUAAGGGAUUUUUUACUCGGUGAAAACUCUAAAAAAGUCGAUUUGCUACGUAUCUUUCGAUUAGAGCUUGAGCUGGGAAAUUCCGCCGCGAUAUACGAUGAGCGCAAAAAACAGGACAAGGUUAAUCGUUUCAUUCAGGAUGCUGAAGCGGUAAAAGAACAUCUGGGAAAAUGGUGUUUGUGGAAGUUUAUCGAGCUGGAACUGCAGGCAAAUUUACAGGCGUGCAUUGUACUCGACCCGGACAAUGUAAAUAGUCGUAAGAAACGCAAACAAGACGAUGAAAACGAUGAGAUGGAUGAAAAAAUAGCAAAGUGUGACUCAAUGAGUGAUUCAGAAGGUGAAGAGGUCGAGGAAGACGCAAGUGAACUGGGGAGGUCAGAAACUGGCAGUAGCAUUAGCAACGUCAGCAAAUUGGCUGGAACGAAAACUGAACGGCUAAUUGAACGAUUUAUUGGGGUUGAUGUGGAGCUGGAAGAGCGCACUAAGGAAAAAAUUCGCCCGGUAUUGAAAGUGUUGUCUUGGCUAUCUGCACAAGCAAAAAUUUGUGGGACGCAUGAGGCGACACCGCGGCUAUUAAAGAGCGCUGAGAUAGUGCGAAAUCGUUUUAGUAAUGCCAUAGGGAAGCAGGAUGUCCGAGCUUGGGUGUUUCUUGAACGACGGUGUCACUGCCGCGUCGUAGCUGAGUACUUGACAGCUUUACUGUCCGAUUUAAACUUGCCACCUAGUUGCUGCAUGCUUGGCAGUAGCAACGCUCGUAUAUCUGGAGCGUUGCGCUUCUCCUCGUUUCUGAAAGUGAUGCAAAUGUUUACUAGCUACAAAACAAAAAUAAUGGUGACCACCUCAGUUUCGAAUAGCUCGCAGAAAAUGCGCAUGGCUCCACCUCCUUGUGAUCUUGUGGUUAUAAUGAAUGAAUUGCUGGAACCCAACAAGUUAUACGAAUUUUGCAAACGCGCAGAUAACUCGAAAGGCUUAAUUAAAUACAUUACGGAGGACACGAUGCUGGCUCGGAAAAACUUUGAAGGACUCGUUCGUAAAAUGCAGGAAUUUAUUCAGCUGGAGAAUGAAAAUAUCCAAGCUAAUACCACUACUACUCAUGCAGCAGCAAGUCAUGAUUGCAGCAGCAUUCAGAGAUUCUCCUCUCAGUCUACACCAGACUCAGCGGAUUCUACAUUGGCGUCACUGGAAGUCGAAAGGCGACGUUCGAUGAUUUUAAAACGAGCACAAUCUGUUACAAACCAAUACGAAAUUGUCAAUCAUGACACUAAAGCGAUAAUGAAUGUGGCAAAUAGCGUAUCGUGCUUAAGUAAAUUUUGUGAUACGCUUCCUGGCUUGGACACGUACGACCGCCGCCCACAGUAUAUUAUCAGGCGAAUUUCUAUUGUGAAUCGCAUGGCUCCGUCACUGAAAAAGGCAAAAAAGAAGCUUUUGAAGUAUAAUGCAAAGCUGACUGACAAGAUUGACGAUCUUAAAAGCGAGGCAAACCAGCGAGCUAGAGAUAAGAGCGGAGGCAAAAUCUCUAAUGGUGAAGAUGAAACCGAUAUCGUGCAGGACACGCGAUUUCAAUAUUCUGCUACACUCAAACUACCAGGUGCCCUCGGCAUUAAGAAACAGCUUCAUUCGCAUCAAGUUUCAAGUCUAGAAGAAGCCAAGGGUAUUGUCGCUUUCAAAGCCGUUCAAGAACUGCUCAAAAAGGGGUUGUUGGACCGAUACUUCCGGUCCAAACUUCUGGAUGACCAAAUAAGUACUAUUCAUGAAGAUGACGGACAGCCCGAAAUGAGCAACAGCGAGUGCACUACCGAUGAUACGAUUGUUCUUGGAGAGAAAGAAGAUAUAGCAACUCUUCAGCCUCAGCUGAAAGAUCUUUCGACACAGUCAUCCUAUGACUUACCACCAGUAAGUGCGCGUGAGUUGAGUCUACGCCCUAUUCGGAGCCUUUCGCAAGAAGCUGCUAGUUGCAUUGAAGAAGGAGAAGAGUGGUCAACUACAAUGUGUUUAUACGGACUAAGUGGUGCAAAUUACGCUAUCUUGGCGACUAACGAGUUAUAUACUGGAAACACUAAUACGGGCUGGCGCUACGACUUCGCAAUAAGUGGCGUGAUGUCGCCUGAAAUCCAGCCGAUUACUUUAGCAAAGCAACCCAUAAAGCUUACAUUAACGAAGCAGGAGCUUCAAGAAGUGCUACACUUUCAUUUAGUAGUCAUGCGGCUUGUCUGUAUGGGAGUACAAGACGCAGUGCGUGACGUAGACGCUGCGAGUGAAAAUGUGUGGAAUGAAUUCUCGGAACAAAAUGACAAGGGGUAUCUGGUUGUACCAAGCGUAUCGGACGAAUCGAAGCAAUCGACAACGGUGUCACUGGACUGGGUUUGUGUCCGUGAUAUUAUUGGAAAACCAUUACUUGAGCCCUUAUGGCCAUUGCCUACCAGUUGCGCUAAGGAUAAUGAAAUUACUGAGUGGAUUUGCGUACCAACGCAUCGCCUAAACGUCAGCUACGUUGUACAAGAAUUAUCGAAUCGUACUGUUGAUGAUAUCCGCAAAGAAUAUCUGGCAGAUGAUCAAAGUUGGGUGACUCACCUCAAAAAAGGAAAGUCAACGCCUGGAAAUCCAAUUCUUGGUCGUUGGCAUACUCGUCAACAGCUCGAAGAAGCCGAUUCGGACCAGCCGCUAAUUUAUGGCAUACAAACCCCUCCCAUUGUACCUAUUAUUCGCAGAGUUAUGCAGCGUAAUAACGAAGAAGAAAGUAUUGCACAAAUGAAAGCUAAAUUCAAUGAACGCUAUCUAAUCCCGCAGUACACAUCGCGAUUGCGGCUUUCGAAAACUCGUUUCUUCGACGCGAUGGGGCUAGUUCCACUUUUGUUUGAGUUUGAACGCAAAUGUCAAAUCUCCCACCUCAUGGGAAAAAUUGGUUUGGAGCUCGACAUGUCAUUGCUAGAUGACGCGACUACAAAACCUGCAUAUGAGCGCUUGGAAAUACUAGGGGACACCUUUCUCAAACUUGAGACCUCGUGGUAUAUGUAUGCGCAGCAUAAAGAUAUUAUUCAGGAGGGGCAACUUACGCAGCUUCGUCGGGAUAUAAUUCGUAAUGACCGACUUAACGAAUUUGCACUCGCAGCUCGUUUGCAUCACUACAUCAUGUACCCAGCCGAAGUAGAACAGCAUCCUUUUCAGUGUUGGAAGCCAUCGUGUAUGGGUAAGACGCCUGAGCCGGUAAUAGCACCAGCAAAGUGGAUCGCUGAUGUUCUUGAAGCUAUUACUGGCGCAUAUUUGGUCGGUCAAGGAGAAAAGGGUGCUCGCUAUUUUCUUAAAUGGAUUGGAGUUAGCGUCCUCGAAAAUCCAUCUUUCACCUUCGCACGGCCAUUUUAUCCGGAUUGUUUUCCCAACGAACUAUACGAUGCGACAAUGACGUCACACGGAGGAGAGCAGCAUCUUUUAAGCAUUAACAUCAGAGCACCACAAUUUGAAGACCUCCCAAAGCGACUUGCGCUUCUCCAGCAGCGUUUAAAGUACACUUUUUGUAACAAACGCCUUUUGUUGGAGGCUGUUACGCACCCGUCAGUUGGUCAGCUUGUCUUGCAUAUCGACCAAAUGGUUGCUAGUGAAGCUGAUGAGGUUAUGGAUAACAACAGUAAUGAGAUGAAAUCGCGAACACAGAAAAAUAAAAAAAUGGUAUGGAAGGGCAACUACGAGCGGCUGGAGUACCUGGGCGACGCGUUGAUCGAGUAUUUAACGCUGUCAUACGCCUUUUUGAUGUACGAUAAAUGGCUUCCAGGGUCACUAUCGCAGUGGAAGAGUGCAACGGUAUCGAACGAUGCGCUAGGUAAAACAGCGCUGGCAUGUUUUGGUGUCGAUGAGUGCAUCUUUGCUGGAGCCGUUCGGAUCGACCGAGAGACAAUGGAUCGCGUUUCCAAUAUUGAACGAAAGUACGCACGGUUUGAAACAAAUACAGGUUUGAGUCCUGCAUUCGAAGCCGUCGACGUAACACGAAAAGUUAAGACAAAGGGCCAAAGUGUUCCAAACGGUGGCAACAAUCACUCGCUGCCUAAGAUGUUUGCAGACGUGUUUGAAGCGCUUGUUGCAGCUGUGUUCUUAGACUCCGGACGAGAUCUGCAGCUUGUCCGUGAUGUGUUCAUGGGGCCACUACUAGACACUGUGGGAGAAGAUGCAUACGCUUAUGUUUGUCAUGAAAGUGGAUUAGCAAUCGGCAAUGAUGGUGAUGAGUUGAUGGAAGACUUAAUGUUUUCGAGUGAUGACGAAGACGAAUGA